AGUGCUUCACGAAGGAUAUCAGAUGUAAAAUUUAAUAUUCAAGUCGCUCUUUUACAAGCCGCUCUAUCGCCUUGUAUGCAGCAGUAACACGCAAACGGUCCCUGUUGUGCUCCGGGCAUAUUCCUGAUGCUGUUCUCGCCCCCAUAAACCAGUCACAGGCGCCAAUGCCUGCCCCGAACAAGAGUGGAAGAAGAACAGCAGAGGCGACAGACCUCGGAAUCACCAUGGGCGUAUCUUCCAUCUUCCGCAAUGUCUAUGACCUCGACACCCUCGACACUCGCUUCACCGUCUCGUCCAACACUCCCUACAAAACCGUCAUAGACGCCCGAAACGAUGCGACCGCUGCAAGCAGGGAACGCGCUGCCAAGUGGAACAGCCGGCUGUCGUCGCAGUCAAAAUCGAGGUGGAACACACCCGAAUUUUACCUGUACUAUCUCGUCUUCAUCUUAGCGAUACCUUACAUGUUCUGGAGUGCCUAUGAUGCUUCAAAACCUACACAUCCCAACUACAGAAACUACGAGCGCUACCUCUCGCCGGGCUGGAUUCCUGGCCGCAGAAUCGACGUCACUGAUUCGCAAUACCGCGCCUUUCGCAGCAACAUUCCUUACCUCGCCGCGCUUGUCGUACUCCACCCCCUUCUCCGGCGGCUGUAUAAUAUGGUGGUCUACCGCGCCCAAUCGGGUGGCCAGGCGUCGCGGCCGACGUUAGAAGAGGCAGACCAGAGGUUGAACCAACGAGCCUCCUUCGAUUUUGGCUUCGCUAUGAUAUACCUAGUUGCUCUACACGGAGUCUCGAUCGUCAAGGUCCUCGCCAUUCUGUACCUGAAUUACCAGGUCGCUACCACAGUGCCCCGGAAAUCGAUUCCUGCUGCGACGUGGGCGUUCAACAUCGGCACCUUGUUCGCGAACGAGCUCGGUAACGGCUACAAGUUCCGGGACAUCGCUUCACUUCUUUGGGGGUUUCUCUCGGGUGGAUUGAUAGACGAUUCGAACAGCAGUCUCGUGCAUUGGGGCGCAUGGAUCGACAGUUACGGCGGACUCAUGGGUAGGUGGGAGAUCCUCUUCAACAUUACCGUUCUGCGCCUCAUCAGCUUCAACUUGGACUACUACUGGAGCUUAGACAGGAGAAGCGCUAGCCCUGUAGAGAAGCAGCUCGAUCCCUCUUCAUUAAGCGAACGAGACCGCGUCUCAACCCCAGCGCAAUCCAAGGAUUUCUCCUUCCGCAACUACGUCGCCUACGCCAUUUACGCCCCGCUGUAUCUCACGGGCCCCAUCAUCACGUUCAACGACUACAUCUCGCAGCUCCGCUACAAACCCGCGAGCCUCGAGACCUCGCGCACCAUCCGCUACGCCAUCCGCUUCGCCUUCGCGCUGCUAUCCAUGGAAGUCAUCCUGCACUACGACUACGUGCAAGCCAUUGCCAAGGUCUCCCCGCGCUGGGCCGAGUACACGGCCGCGCAGCUGUGUCUCCUGAGUUACUUCAACCUGCAUCUCAUCUGGCUCAAGCUCCUUCUGCCGUGGCGUUUCUUCCGCCUUUGGUCUCUCGUCGACGGCGUCGACCCGCCCGAGAACAUCAUCCGCUGCGUCAGCAAUAAUUGGAGCACCCUCGCCUUCUGGCGCUCCUGGCACCGCUCCUUCUACCGCUGGUCCCUGCGCUACAUCUACCUCCCGCUCGGGGGCUCCUCCUUCUCCACGGCCCGCGACGCCGCGCGCUCCGUGCUCACCUACGUCCUCGUCUUCACCUUCGUCGCCCUCUGGCACGACAUCCAGCUCAAAUUACUCAUAUGGGGCUGGCUCGUCGUCUUCUUCAUGUUGCCGGAAAUGGCCGCCGGCUCGCUCUUCCCGAAAAGGAGGUGGGAGCGCCAUCCUACGGGUUACCGUAUGCUGUGCUGCGCUGGCGCUGUCGCGAAUAUCCUUAUGAUGAUGACGGCGAACCUGGUCGGCUUUGCGUUUGGUGUUGAUGGGCUGCGGUCCAUUCUGGCAGGUAUUUUUCAGCAUUUUACUGGCUAUGUCUUCCUCGCUAUAGCGUGUACGGUGCUCUUUGUCGGCGUACAGGCCAUGUUUGAGAUCAGAGAAUCGGAGAUGAGGCGCGGGAUUAACUUGAAAUGUUGAUUGUGACGCUUUUCAAGCGUGUGGUCUGGCUAGAUGGCGCUCGGAAUGCAAGGAAGACGUUUAUUUGUGGUGUGGGUAUUAUGUAUGUAUGUGUGUACGUACAUUUGUAGACUUUAUCCUAGACUUUAUAUAAAAGUUGAGAAUGCAUGAAAACAUGAGUAUGA
Molecule: messenger RNA, 2275 nt
Organism: Xylaria bambusicola
Lineage: Eukaryota; Fungi; Ascomycota; Sordariomycetes; Xylariales; Xylariaceae
Product: putative glycerol:H+ symporter
Exons: 5
Coding region: 165-2111 (648 amino acids)
Biological process (GO): GPI anchor biosynthetic process
Cellular component (GO): endoplasmic reticulum
Source: RefSeq, a predicted model, not a curated record